Messenger RNA from Entrophospora sp. SA101, 2058 nucleotides. The record is from the annotation of a GenBank genome assembly. Lineage: Eukaryota; Fungi; Glomeromycota; Glomeromycetes; Entrophosporales; Entrophosporaceae.
AUGAGUAAGAGUAAAGGUAAUGUGGUCGACCCUUUGGAAUUGCUAAAAAAAUAUCCCCGUGACCUGCUGCGGGCCUACUUUGUUACCAAAAUAAACUUUUUACAAAAUGGAACAUUGGAAGAAAACUUAUUGCACGAUUUCUAUCAAGAUUUUUUUGUUAAUAAUUUGAGUAAUUUAGUUGCACGGACUAGUGAAAAAAUCUUUCAGAUAUUUAACUUUAGUCCGGAGGAACUUAACGAUAAUAACUUAUUGGAAUUUGCUUAUUUGAAUGAAUUUAAAGUCAAUUCCUUAACUAAACAUUUAUAUACUGCACUAGUUUGUGAUUGGGACGAAACUAUUCAACCCCUCAAACCAGCCAUGAUUUACGAAAAAAUGAGUCCUGAUGCCGGAAUUUCUCUUGCUGAGUUCACUGAGAGAUUUGGAAAAGAAAGGAAACCAGGACAAAAAGAAAUAAGAAGUUAUGCAGAGGGCUAUACAGGUAAAGAGGAAGAAAAAAGAGUCUUUAAACAAGAAAUAAUUGAUGUAGCAAAAAAAGAAAAAAAAAUAAGCGACAAGUUUUCUAGCGGAAUCCAUCAAAUAACUUUUCUUACACCUGAAUUCGACGCAAAAGCAAAAGCACUAAAAAGUGAAAAAGAAUUAAAUGAGAGUAAUCCUAUCUUGGCUGUGGCAACUAGUCAUCGUGUUAGCGACAAAGUCAAUUUUGAAAAAGUUACUUCUUCCCCUUAUGUUUUUAAAAAAGAUCUAAUUUACAGCGAGAUGGUAGGAAUUAGUCCCGAUGACUACAUUAGUCCGUUAGAUAUCGUUAGAGUGAAUAAAGAAGAAAUAACAAGACAUAUUGCCAAAGCGGUUAACAGCAAUUUUGGGAAAGGAAUCAAAGACUUUUUGGAUGAGACUGUAAGCGUUGACAAGGAUAGAAAGUUUAACUUACAAGCAGAGAUGAAAGAAAACAGUGAAAAACUCGAUAAUUUAACUUCUUCGAAUGUAUCUAAAAAUGCAGUUAGCGAACCUAAUGAGCAUGAAAACCCUAACAAUCCCAGUGCAAGCAGAAAAUUUAUUUACAAAGGAACUGAUAAAGAGUUAAGAACAGCUUAUGAAAAGUUUGAAAAAUUAUAUAAAGAAAGAAAUAAAGAUUCCAAUAAGAAUGCUGAAAAAUACAAGAAAUUAGGGGUAGUUGACAGUCAACAUAUUCUCUCUACCACUGAUGACAUAUUAAAAGCUUUAAAAGAAGGUUUAAUUAGUGACUUAAAAAUUGUUACUGCCAGUUAUGUUAUUAAUAAAAGCAGUCCUUCUAAUGUAAUUAAAGCAAAAAGAAAAAGAUUUGCUAGAACUUUCGGUAAAUUUCCCCAGUGCAGUUUUUAUCUACAGGAAAUUGAAAAAGUCAAUGUCAGAGAACAUUUUCCUGACAGGACUUUUGUCAUUAAUGAUUAUAAAUACAGUAGAGACGAAGCAAUAGGAGACAAUAUCUACCACAUUAAAACCACAGUCUCUGACCUUAAAGACGAAGACUUUGCUAUUGCCGCUUUAGAACUAAAAACCAAACAGUUAGAACAACAAUUAAAAACUAGCAAAGCCGAGAGAGAGAGAGGAAACCUACUUCUGAUUGGUGGGGGAAUAGCAUUUUUGGAAAAAGGAUUUGUAUUUACCGACAAAAAUGGUGUAGAGAAAGAAAUUAAAUAUGCAGGGGGAUUUGAAACCAAAAAAGAAGUUUGCCGGGAUUUUUCCAUGUUGGAUGGCGAAUUAUUUGACAAAUUAGAGUAUAUUGCCCGAAAAAUUCGCAAUAAUCCGCGACCGUUUGGGGGUCUCCAAUUAGUUUUGUUGGUAAAAGUCUAUCGCCAAAAAGAUACUGAACUUAUUGAAUUACUUAACGAACUAAGAUUUGGUCAACUUUCAGAGAAAUCACAAAUAAUUUUGAAAAAAAUCGAAGUUGAACCUAAUUAUCCCAGUGAUGGCAUUCAACCGACUCAGUUAGUAGCAACUAAUAGCGAGGCAAAAAAGAUUAAUUGUUUAGCACUAGAAAAAAUUAACCAGCCAUCUUUUUUUUAUCAAGCGGUUGAUUGA